AGGCAAACAAAUUUCUACCUAGCUCAAGGAAGAGGGCUAUGGCGCAUGGUCACUUUGUUCAAUAGUAUCGAGGACCUGGUCGUUGAAAACGACCGAAGAUAUGAUGACAAUAGUAAUGAGGACACUACUCUCGAUCAAGAUCGGCUUCAGUUAGGGUAUAGUACCUUAGUGAGAACCUUACCGUGGUUUCUGAAGAAAGCCACAGACCUGGAACAUGAUGACUAUAUGCGCAUGCUGAAAAUGCUUAGGCAAGGGGCCGAUGGUGCUCGAGGAGACGACACGUCAAAACUGAAGACUCUCGUUUCAGACUGGGUGAAUAUGGCACUCAAGCCAACUCCCCCAGUCGAGUCCGACGAUAAACAUUGCCGUGGGUUCAUCAAUGAGGCAUGUGGCAUGUUACUGUGCCCGGCUGAACUUGAUUGGAACAGCCCAGUUGUAUGGGCAGGAAUUCGGGACCGAUCAGAGGGCUAUAUCGUGACGGACCUUUCUUUCCCAGUGUUUUUAUAUGAAAAAUACACUGCCAAUCCUGACAAUUUAGAGGAAGGUAUUUUUAAGGGAAAAAUUUUGUUGCAGGCCUACAAAGCUGUCUUCACGUCUCCCUCGUCAGCGAAGGAUGUCGAGUGUGACGGUGAUGGCACGGACACAAUUGAGAACAACCGUCGCGCUAAGAAAGCAUUCUCGACCAUCAAAGUUAAGAAACACGUACAGUUCGCGCUUUCAUCUGUAACCUCGUGGCGAUCGGUCGAUGGUGAUUUUGAUUAUAUUCAAUUCUGGCAGACAAUUGUGGACUUUUUUGAGAGACCUCCUGGUCGAGAAGCGCAGCGCAGAGUCAACCGCCUCCUGGAUUGGUGGACCAGAAAAGUCUUCGGAAGAAAUCAUCGUAAUGAGCUUAGCGACAUGGCAAAGGCCAACAUGUCAGUGAACGCUCUCACGAGGCAGAGGGCACAAUGUGACGAUGCCGCUUUCGAUUCACCUUAG
Suillus fuscotomentosus is the source of this 978-nucleotide messenger RNA. RefSeq lists its product as uncharacterized. Lineage: Eukaryota; Fungi; Basidiomycota; Agaricomycetes; Boletales; Suillaceae. The annotation marks the transcript as partial. The record is from RefSeq and is a predicted model, not a curated record. The transcript has 7 exons.